Molecule: messenger RNA, 2338 nt
Organism: Ananas comosus (pineapple)
Lineage: Eukaryota; Viridiplantae; Streptophyta; Magnoliopsida; Poales; Bromeliaceae
Product: endoglucanase 24-like
Exons: 6
Coding region: 443-2020 (525 amino acids)
Biological process (GO): carbohydrate metabolic process
Molecular function (GO): hydrolase activity, hydrolyzing O-glycosyl compounds
Source: RefSeq, a predicted model, not a curated record
AGAGAGAGAAAGAUCUGUCCCGCCUCACAUUCCCCGGAGCUCGCUCUCUCUCUCUCUCUCUCUCUCUCUCUCCCCCCUCCGUCUCUCGCAGAUCCGGAGGAGGAGGACGAGGCAAAACCCUAUUCCCUCCGAUCUUCGAUCCCAAUCACCUCAAACCCUACAAACCCUAGGCUUCGAUCUCGAACGGAUUCGGUAUCGACAUCCCCGGGCAUCGCCAUUGACGUCACCCCCGAGCUCCGCUCCCUCCGACCCUCUCCUUCCCCCCAAUGCCGUCGUAAUCUCCGCCCCCGGACCCCCUAGGUAUCUUCUAUCUCCUCGUAUACGGUCGAUUUGAGGUGCCCGCUGAGAUUUUCGUGGGGUUUUGGGGGGGAUCUGUGCUGUAGAACUCGCGUUCUAGGGUUUUCUAUUGGUAAUGCGGCGGGUGUAGCUCGUGGAUCUGAGAAUGGGAGUUGCGAAGUACACCAAGGGGUGUUGCGGGUGGUUGAUAGUGCUUAUUGUCGCCGCGCUUGUGGUCACUGCAGCGGUCGUAGCCAUUAAGAAGAGGAAGCCCCACCAUGCCGAGGUCCUUCCGGUCCCCGGCCCACCGGGGGCCAUUAAUCAGAAGUACGCCGAUGCCCUCGGCAUAGCUCUGCAGUUCUUUCAAGUGCAAAAAUCGGGGAAGUUGGUUAAUAACAAGAUUUCGUGGAGAGGGGAUUCUGCCCUGGAUGACGGGAGGGAAGCAGGAUUGGACCUGUCAAAGGGGAUGUAUGAUGCAGGGGAUCACAUGAAAUUUGGUUUUCCUAUGGCUUACACUGCAACAGUGUUAUCAUGGUCUAUUCUUGAAUACGGGGAUCAGAUGAGUGCCGUGAAGCAGCUAAAUCCUGCUCUGGACGCUCUUAAGUGGAUCACGGAUUAUCUGAUCAAUGCCCAUCCUUCUGAUAAUGUUCUGUAUAUUCAGGUGGGUGAUCCUGAGAUAGACCAUAAAUGUUGGGAAAGGCCGGAAACAAUGGCAGAGAAAAGGCCGCUAACAAAGAUCGACCAGAAAACUCACGGGACAGAGGUGGCUGCGGAGACAGCAGCGGCUCUGGCCGCAGCUUCCUUGGUUUUCAAAUCCAUUAAUACCACCUAUUCCGAUUUGCUUCUUCACCAUGCCCAGCAGUUAUUCACUUUUGCUGACACUUACAGAGGUUCCUAUAGUGUUAGUUAUCCUCAGCUUCAGAACUACUACAAUUCCACAGGUUAUGUAGAUGAGCUCUUGUGGGCAGCUAGCUGGCUCUAUCAUGCUACUGGUGAUCAAACAUAUCUCAGCUAUGUAACUGUGGAAAAUGGAAAAGCUUUUGCCGACUGGGGAAGACCGACUUGGUUUAGUUGGGAUGACAAACGUGCAGGAACCCAGGUUCUUUUGUCCAGGAUAAACAUUUUUGGUUCUAAACAAUCCUCGAAUGCAGAGAAUGUGGGCCUCCAAAUGUAUAGAAAAACAGCUGAAGCCGUCAUGUGUGGUCUUUUGCCAGAUUCCCCAACAGCAACCUCUAGUAGAACAGAAAGUGGGUUGUUAUGGAUAGACGAGUGGAAUGCUCUUCAGCACCCUGUUGCUGCUUCUUUCCUCGCUGUUGUUUACAGCGACUAUAUGCUCACAUCGCAGACUCCAGAAGUGCACUGCAAUGGGGACUCCUACACACCCAUUGAUCUGCGGAAAUUCGCAAUGUCACAGGCCGACUACAUCUUGGGCGACAACCCGAUGAAGCUCAGCUACCUCGUAGGCUAUGGUAGUAGCUACCCGCAGCAGGUGCACCACAGAGGAGCCUCAAUCCCCACAGAAGCAAACACAGGCUGCAAGGGCUUCCAGUGGCUUACAUCAACUGAACCGAACCCAAAUGUAGCCACUGGAGCGCUCGUCGGAGGUCCAUUCAAGAACGACUCCUACAUCGACCUGAGGAACAACUCGAUGCAGGCCGAGCCGAGCACAUACAACAGCGCGGUUCUCGUCGGCUUGCUCUCCGGCCUCGUCACCACUUCCUCUGUCGCACAGUCUUUCACGUAAAUACUCUCUUCGUGCUCUUUGAUGGUUUCUGUUGGCAUAUGAAUGAUGUACAUGAGCAAGCAUCGUUGUUUGCGGUCGAGUGAAAGUAUGCUGUAUUGUGGCUAUGCCGGGGGUCUAUGAGAAGCCAUUUUUUGUUGUUGUACUUGUUUACUAUAUCAUGGGAAGCUUUCUUGUACUUGAGUGUGUGCAAUAUCCAUCGAAAGCAAUUAGAGGUGUAUGUGUAAUUGAGAGAGAGACCUACUAUGUUUUUUAGUACAUAUGAUUUAUGGAAUGUGAGAUGCAAAUAUGCAGUAAUGAGUAAUGAAUGAUACUCGACUA